CUGUGGAUAUAUUUUGGACAUUUGAGGACACUUGCAGGUGGAAGCGACUCACAGAGCUGCCGUUUCAUCCAUGAACCUCAGGCUGUUCACGGAAAGAGUGUUCAUGGUCUGCUGAAGCUGAACACCAGCGUGUGUCAACAAUGGGGUACAUUCAGAAGACAAAGAGUGUUUUGAAAUGCGUGCUGUGCUUCCCGAUCAUGCUCGGUGUUUUCUACUUCACCUCUCCGUCUCUAAGACUUCUGAUAGGUCUGAUACCGAUGGACAAGUGCUCUCUGGAGAGCGGGAAGAUGCUGACUCUGGACAACAGCGUCGACGCCAGCCUGGACCUGCGGUCUAGACGUGACGUCCAAACGUGCACAUCUUGGAAAGCUCCCAUCAUCUGGGAGGGGAUGUUCGACCCUGAUCUCUAUGACCGGGUGCACAAGAAGGAGGGCUCCUCUGUUGCUCUAACUGUGUUUGCCGUGGGCAGGUACCUGGACGAAUACCUGGAGACCUUCCUGAACUCAUCAGAGCAGCACUUCAUGUUGGGUUUGCCCGUGUCGUACUACGUGUUCACCGACAUGCCAGAGAAAGUGCCACAAAUCAAACUCGGUCCUCAGCGAAGCCUCAAAGUGAUCCAGGUGGAGCGGCACGCCAGGUGGCAGGACAUCUCCAUGAUGCGAAUGAAGGCGAUAUUCGAUACGAUCGAGUCGGACAUUCGCCACCACUGCACGCACGUCUUCUGCUUCGACGUGGAUCAGGUGUUUUCUGGGAGGUUCGGUUCUGAGGCUCUGGGGGAUUCGGUGGCUCUGCUCCAUGCCUACUACUACCGCUUUCCAGUGACGCUCUUCACCUACGACCACAACCCAAAGUCCAAAGCGUACAUGAAGACUGGAGACUUCUACUACCACGCUGCAGUCUUUGGAGGCUCGUGGAGAAGCGUGAAGGCCCUGACUGAGGCCUGCUACCAGAACAUCAUGGAGGACAAACGAAAUAACGUGGAGGCUUUGUGGCACGACGAGAGUCACCUGAACAAGUACUUUUGGCUUCACAAACCAAGCAGGCUGCUUUCUCCAGAGUACUGCUGGGAUAACGGUAUCAGCUACAGAGGGGACAUUCGAGUCACUCGACUACUGUGGGCACCAAAACAUUAUGAUACUCUGCGCACACCGUAGUGUGUGUGAAGGUAGACGUGCAGAAAUGUGCCAAGCUGCCUCGUAUGCAGCGCCUGUGAAGAGUAUUCAUGCAGUUUGUGUAGUCAUGAGUGUGUACUUUAGGUCAUUGUCUUGCUGGAAAACGAAUCUUCUCCAAAGUCGAAUGUUCUGUUGCACCGAGUCGUCCUUCAGGAUUUCUCUGUACUUUGCUGCAUUUAUUUCACCCUCAGCUUUUACAGGCCUUCCAGGCUGCUGCAGAGACGCAUCCACACGUCAUGAUGCUGCCACCACCGUGCUUCACGGUGGAGAUGGUGUGUUUGUCAUGAUGUGCAGUGUUUGGUAUCUACCAAACAUAGCAUCUACUGAUGGCCAAAAAGGUCACAUUUGGUCUCAUCAAACCAAAGAACCUUCUUCAUGUUACCUUCAGAGUUUCUUACGUGUGUUCUGGUGAACUGUGGACGAGAUUCAAUGUUUUUUCAACUGGGGCUUUCACUUUGUCGCUCUUCCACAAAGCUUUGACUGGUGAAGAUCAGGCAGCUGUUGUUUUAUGGACAGUCUGUCCCAUUUCAGCAGCUAAAGCUUGUACCUCCUUCAGAGGAGUCAUAGGAGUCUUGGUGGCCUCCCUCACUAGUCUCCUUCUAGUACCUCCUUC
Molecule: messenger RNA, 1785 nt
Organism: Stegastes partitus (bicolor damselfish)
Lineage: Eukaryota; Metazoa; Chordata; Actinopteri; Pomacentridae
Product: alpha-1,3-galactosyltransferase 2-like
Exons: 6
Coding region: 141-1154 (337 amino acids)
Biological process (GO): carbohydrate metabolic process
Cellular component (GO): Golgi apparatus; membrane; vesicle
Molecular function (GO): hexosyltransferase activity
Source: RefSeq, a predicted model, not a curated record